Molecule: messenger RNA, 843 nt
Organism: Theileria orientalis strain Shintoku
Lineage: Eukaryota; Apicomplexa; Aconoidasida; Piroplasmida; Theileriidae
Exons: 1
Coding region: 1-843 (280 amino acids)
Source: RefSeq, a predicted model, not a curated record
AUGAAAAGUGUUAAAUGUGUAAGGAUAUUGUUGAUAGUUUGGGGAAUUUCUACUCUCCAAAGGCCCGUCUCCUGUGGUACGGAUGGUGAAACGCAGCCUACUGAGCAGCCAGAAUCUAUCGACGUUGAUAUGAAGAGAAUGGACUUAACCAAGUUAAAUGUUGAAACUGCUCCGGAAUCUCCACAAAUAGACAAAAUCACUCCAAAGGCAAACAAAGUAAUCAAUUCAAUUAAGGUCGACGAUCACACACUUUGGAGAAAGCUACCAAACACCGAGUGUCUGAACAUUUUGAAAUACAGGACAACGACGGAUAAAAUAUUCUUCACGCUGAUCACACUGAACAAUGGGAAAAAGUUUUCCAUUAACGUUCUGUACGACCAGAAGAAUAGAGCCAGUCCAGCCACAGGCACAGUCGCAGGGUCAAGCGACCAGAUAAGACAAACGACAAGCACGUCGGAGCAGUCAAAGACGGAAUGGAUGGAAGGGAUGGAAGACCUCGACGAACCGAUGACCCUGGGAGAAAGCGUAAUAGCGAAGGCGGAGGAGCUGCUGCAAAAAAUUGAAGACUUGCACUCAAGAGUCAGGGAGAGAGUCGUUCAGGGAAGAAACAGCGAAGGAGGAAGCAGAAGCCAUUUAGACGAGCUGGAGGAAAACUGCCUGAGAGAUAGCAUACAAUUUUUAAAAUUCAUUAAGUCGAAAUCGACGAGGGCUGGGCCAGCCGCAUCGCCAAGGGAGGAAGGCCAGACGGUCGAGAAGGCGGUCCCGGAAAAUGCAAACGAGUCAGGAUUCAAAACUAAAGGAGCAGCAGUCACCUUAGCAAUGCUGGCAACAAUUUUAAUAUAG